AUGGUCUGCUCUGGAAGGUUGAUAUUUCUCACGAUUGUGAUCAUGGGAACCGUUGAAGUAGGCAAAGGCUCGGAACAAAUACCGGAAAGGACAGAAGUCCAGGGAAGACAAACAACACCGGAUAGUUAUUGGUACAAUGAUGUUUAUUACUGGUGGCCAUGGUUCAGUGACCUCGCAACGGUGGUCAUGAUCAAAUUGAAGAUCGCAAUUGGAAUGGCGGCAAUUUACGCGUUUGGUGAUGGCUAUUACUGGUCCAAAGCAAAGACUGAACAGCCAGAAGUCAGCAGUUGGAACACGGAAUCUUGGCAUCAUUUCAAGCAUCAUCCCUUGUCGUUUCUUAAGGGUUGGGGACGUCGAAAACGAGAUCUCAUGGAGGAUGAUGAAAGUGGUACGCCAUUGGAUCGGUACAAAUUUGCGGAGUUUCUGUUCGAUGCUUUCGGGAUAUACGAUGAAGACUGCAGACGACGAACCGUCUGUGAAUUGGACUUUGAAAUUAGUAGCAAUUCGAAGGUGGAAAACAGGAUCAAGCAGUAUAAAUUCGAUCUGUUUAGGAAAUAUCGAGGGAAGCCACCCAAGAGCAAGGGAGACUGUGAACGAAUGUAUGGUAGUUGUAAGAUAAUGUUAGAAAAUGAUUAUUCACAUUUAAACAGUAUAGACGAUGAAAAAGAAAUAAAGGAAACAACUUAUCGGCAACCACGUGAAUUGCUGUAG
Malaya genurostris is the source of this 711-nucleotide messenger RNA. RefSeq lists its product as uncharacterized. Lineage: Eukaryota; Metazoa; Arthropoda; Insecta; Diptera; Culicidae. The coding region runs from base 1 to 711 and encodes 236 amino acids. The record is from RefSeq and is a predicted model, not a curated record. The transcript has 2 exons.